GGUGUAUUGCUGAAUGCUGAAAAUUUGUCGGUUUAUUCUCGUCGUUUUGGUCGUGAUUGAACCUAGAUUGAUUGAAUUUUUAAAUUCAUCUCAAAUAUCAACUGGGCUCAGACCUGGACCUGACUAGUUAUGAAAGUAGACAAAUCAUCUUUGAGAAUUUCACGCCACGCUUCGCCAUCGAGCGAUAGCAGUAGCAACUGUUCUUCUAUUGAAAUUAAACACCGUAAAAAGUCAGAAGCCGUUCCCAAAAAAACGAAAGGACGUUUAAAUUUGCAAAAGUCACUAGAAAAAGAAGCGAAACGAGAACGCAAAAGCGCAAAACUGGAGAAAAAACUUUUAAAACACCAGCGAAAAAUGGCCCGAAAAACCGAAAAACAGCUUCGUAAAUUGCAGAAAAAAGAGCUUCGAAUGGCUAGAAAAACAUCCACAAUAGCCUCAGAUGAAGACUGUGGAGUUCCAUUGGAAUUGAUGGACACUACAGCUCGGGCGCCGGAAACUAGAGAACAAUAUGAAGCAAGACAAGCUGUGGUUCGGCGCAUUGUAGACCCAGAAACUGGUCGAACUCGAUUGAUAAAGGGUGACGGAGAAAUUAUUGAAGAAUGCGUCAGUAGAGAGAGGCAUUAUGAAAUUAAUAGGUUGGCUACAGCCGUAGAUGGAGCAGAAUUUUAUCGUAAAUCUAUUGAGUUAAACGUUAAGAUUUAAAAGUAAUAACUGUAGGGUAACCAACGUAUUUUGGACCCCCUCAACAGCUGUACAUAAUUUGGACACUUACAGCAAAAUCAAA
Molecule: messenger RNA, 784 nt
Organism: Sabethes cyaneus
Lineage: Eukaryota; Metazoa; Arthropoda; Insecta; Diptera; Culicidae
Product: ADP-ribosylation factor-like protein 6-interacting protein 4
Exons: 1
Coding region: 130-702 (190 amino acids)
Source: RefSeq, a predicted model, not a curated record